UUUUAAGCCUGCUAAAUGUCAUCUCAGUGAAAGCAAACUGAAAGUUCGAUGAAAUAGAAGAUCUAUAGCUUCAGGACGCUGAAGAAAUCUCACAGAAAUUCCUCACAGUUCGAAUCAACMAAGUGAAGCAUUUUCGCGCCAAAUUCUAAGUAAUUUAUUGCAAGUGAGAUCGCUAUUGAACAUUCAGGAUAUGGAACCAUCAUCAUUGACUUCUGACUGGAUGGAGUACUUCUGCAAAUCUGGAGAGCUAUUAUUUUACUACAACAAGGUGACAUCUGAACACAGAUGGCCAGAUAUCUGCAAUNCCAUUAUCAAUGGAACAGCAAUCUAUGGACGUCCCCUGCUCUGCACAGGAACACAGACCGAAGAUUUUGGUUGCAUCAAYGGUUGUUUAUCUAUGUAUUCUUGUGUCAACUCCAAAAAUGACAAUGCCACAUCAGAUACUGAUAAUGAUAGCACAUGUACUAGAGCUGUGCAACCUGUCAACAUGAUUAUGGAAAACAAAUUUCCUGARGACCCCUCACAGCCCAAAAUAAAAAUAUCACCAUCACUAUAUCACCAUCCUAGUAAAGAUGGAGACGUUACAUGCAAGAUUUCACAUGAUGCAGCAACUCAACCAGAAGAUGCUGAUGGCAAUCUAACAUGCGAUAUCCAUGUUGACAACAGUAUCCAUGGAAACCAGAUGUGUGACAGUAUCCAAGACAACAGUGUCCAGGGAAACAAAAUACAAGAGAGCAUCAUUCUAGACAACAGUAUUGCUAUCAAUGGAGMCAAUGUACCUGCAGCUACAUGUUUGGCAUUAAAACUUGAAGGCAGUAUCCAAGGUAACAUCAUCAAUGGUGACACUAUCAACGAGGAUGGUUACCAUGGCACCUCCRCAUUGAAACAAGGGGAGGCAGGUUUUAAUACUGAUAAGCAUGAAGCUGUACCUCCACACGCUAUUUCAUCUCAUGAUGACAAGAAAACAGACCCUUUAGAGGAAGAAGUUUAUAUUACAACAGUUCAAUCUCACUCCAUUCAUAAUUUACCCUUCAACAUCAAAGAAGAGACUACAAUGGAUCCGAACAGCAAUGAUGGAUCAUUGAUAUCACACACAGAAAGUUCAACAAAAGACUCUUUGAUAGAAAUGCAAGAUCAAAAUGUAAGUAUUGAUGAUGUUGGURUAUCAGUAAAUGAGUGCGCUGUACAUGAAGACAAAGGCAACGUUUCGGAGAAGGGAAUAGAAUCGUCUGCUGAAAAWGACRUUCGCGAAAAUAWUGAURAAGAGUUGACCGKYAGGGAUUAUGAAGACAAAUUAGAGGGUAUAUGCUCUGCAAAAGCAAGGCGUGACUCUAUUUCAGAGGCUCAUAUCGUUCUUGAAGAAGACGCGGAUCYCUUAAAUGUUGAUGAAAACACUAAAGAACUGCAAAUCRUUGAGGAAGGACCGACAUUUUCACCAAAMGUUGUCGAAGAAAGACUGAUACCUUGUCAGUUAUGUGAUUCAUAUCUUAACACAAGCCAAAAUUAUCAUGAGCACCUAAAAGAACACUGUUGCGAGACGUCAACUCAGUGYCCAAUUUGUAAAAAAGGUUUUGGCCGAAAGUCUUCUUUGUUUAUUCAUUUACAAGUGCAUUCCCGUGCAAGAGGUCACUUGCGCAGUCAUAAAUGCCUAGAGUGUAACAAGACCUUCAUCUCAAGGGCACGCUUACAAGACCACAKCUCAGUUCACACAGGUGUUAACCACAAUUGCUGUGAAACAUGUGGCAAGUCAUUUCGCUACAGAAACCAACUCUCCCAACACAGCUUACUGCACACAAACAUUCAGUGCAAAGUUUGUAAAAAACGAUUUAACCUGAAAAAAGACCUCAACAAACACGAAAAGAUAAAGUGUACUCCAUGUAGCCAACCCUUUCAAUGUAAAAUUUGCCUAAAGUCAUUCACUUUGCAAUCAACCUUGAUUGCACACGCUCGAUUUCACAGCAGUACUCGGCCAUUUAAGUGCGAUCUCUGUGAGAARAGAUUUMUAACCAARCGGUACCUCUYAAUACAUCAAAGAAUACACUCGGGUGAAAGGCCCUACGACUGCAAAAAGUGUGGAAAAACUUUCAGAUUUCAUUCAAACUUCCUGACUCACAAAUGCAAGUGCAAAUAUAAACCUGCCAGUCGCACCAACCAAUCGACACAACCGAAGAAAAAACACGAGUGUAAAUAUAAAUCUGWUGRGGAUAAAUAUAAAUGUGACAGUCGCGCCAACCAAUCGACACCACCGAAGAAAACACACGAGUGUCUCGAGUGUGGAAAGAAAUUCGACUUUGAAUGUAAUCUAAAGCUUCAUGAGCGCGUUCAACAUGACUUCUUAACRCCAUACAAGUGCAAUACUUGUGGAGUAACGUUCAAGUAUAAGCGAUAUCUAACUCUACAUACAUGUAAGUAAACCAAGAUUAAAGUUAGAUGCACAUGACUUGCAUUUUGGUCACCACAGUUUGUCAUAGCUUUAAUAUGUGGAUUUUGGAUAUUCUCUCAGAAGAUCAUAUGUUUUUGCAAAAAACAAUCGUCAGGACUAUGCAUAUUUGGAGUAGUUAUUGUUGUCCAGUAAUACCUCAUGUUCUAAGACUAUCGUGAGAAAGCUCACAAGACUUGACAAUUCUGGGAUUGGACUAUUGUGGUAUAGAGACCUAACAGGCAUAGUACGCUCUUUCUAUUGUAUACCUAUAUUUGUUUAAAAUACAGCAAUAUUCAGAAAUUAUGGUCUUAUGGAAACAUAUCUGAAGUUGCCUGGCACUAGUAACUUCUGAAAACAAUAUUGGCGACGA
This is a messenger RNA of Exaiptasia diaphana, 2792 nucleotides long. Its product is annotated as zinc finger protein 189. The transcript has 3 exons. Gene Ontology annotation, molecular function: RNA polymerase II cis-regulatory region sequence-specific DNA binding; DNA-binding transcription factor activity. Bases 191 to 2413 code for a protein of 740 amino acids. NCBI's taxonomy places the organism in Eukaryota, Metazoa, Cnidaria, Anthozoa, Actiniaria, Aiptasiidae. Gene Ontology annotation, biological process: regulation of transcription by RNA polymerase II. The record is from RefSeq and is a predicted model, not a curated record.